AUGAAGAACGUUUUGUUGUUAGGUUCGGGUUUCGUUGCUCAACCAGUCGUCGAUGUGUUGUCCGCUACUGAAGGUAUUUCUGUCACUGUCGCAUGCAGAACUUUGCAAAAGGCGGAGGCAUUGGCUCAAGCUUCUGGAUCUAAAGCCAUUUCAUUGGAUGUUUCUGAUGCAAAGCAACUAGAUGCCGCAUUGGCUCAACACGAUGUGGUUAUUUCCUUGAUUCCAUACACGUACCAUCCAGACGUGGUAAAGUCUGCGAUUAGAUUGAAGAAGGAUGUAGUUACCUCUUCUUACAUUUCUGACGCAUUGAGAGAGCUAGAGCCUGAGAUCAAGGCAGCUGGUAUUACUGUUAUGAAUGAGAUCGGUUUGGAUCCUGGUAUUGAUCAUUUGUACGCAGUAAAGACUAUUGAUGAGGUGCACAAGGCAGGUGGUAAGAUCAAGUCUUUCCUAUCCUACUGUGGUGGUUUGCCAGCCCCAGAGGACUCUGACAAUCCAUUGGGUUACAAGUUCUCUUGGUCUUCAAGAGGUGUGCUUUUGGCAUUGAGAAACAGUGCUAAGUACUGGAAGGAUGGUAAGAUUGAGACUGUUUCUUCUGAGGACUUGAUGGCCUCUGCUAAGCCAUACUUCAUCUACCCAGGUUACGCUUUCGUUUGCUACCCUAACAGAGAUUCUACUUUGUUCAAGGAAUUGUACCAUAUUCCAGAAGCUGAGACUGUGAUUAGAGGUACUCUCAGAUACCAAGGUUUCCCAGAAUUCGUCAAGGCCUUGGUCGACAUGGGAAUGUUAAAGGAUGAUCCAAACGAGUUAUUCUCCUCCCCAAUUGCAUGGAAUAAGGCUCUAUCCAGCUAUCUAGGAGCUGCUUCUUCGUCCAAGGAAGAUAUAAUCAAGGCAAUUGACUCCAAGACCCAAUGGAAAUCCGAUGAAGACAGAUCAAGAAUUCUCUCCGGUCUAGCUUGGUUGGGUUUGUUCUCUGAUAAGGAGAUCACUCCAAGAGGCAAUGUUUUGGACACUCUAUGUGCUACCUUGGAGGAACUAAUGCAGUACGAGGAAGGUGAAAGAGACAUGGUUGUUUUGCAACACAAGUUUGGUAUCGAAUGGGCUGAUGGAACUACAGAAACUAGAACCGCUACCCUUGUAGACUACGGUAAAGUUGGUGGAUACUCCUCCAUGGCAGCUACAGUCGGAUACCCAGUUGCUAUUGCCACAAAGAGAGUAUUGGACGGUUCCCUAAAGGGUCCAGGUUUGGUUGCCCCAUACUCUCCAGAAAUCAAUGACCCUAUCAUGAAAGAGCUAAAGGAAAAGUACAACAUCUACUUGAAGGAGAAAACUAUUGAUUGA
Molecule: messenger RNA, 1338 nt
Organism: Kluyveromyces marxianus DMKU3-1042
Lineage: Eukaryota; Fungi; Ascomycota; Saccharomycetes; Saccharomycetales; Saccharomycetaceae
Gene: LYS9
Product: saccharopine dehydrogenase (NADP+, L-glutamate-forming)
Exons: 1
Coding region: 1-1338 (445 amino acids)
Cellular component (GO): cytoplasm
Molecular function (GO): saccharopine dehydrogenase activity
Source: RefSeq, a predicted model, not a curated record